Molecule: messenger RNA, 1176 nt
Organism: Lasiosphaeria miniovina
Lineage: Eukaryota; Fungi; Ascomycota; Sordariomycetes; Sordariales; Lasiosphaeriaceae
Exons: 3
Coding region: 1-1176 (391 amino acids)
Cellular component (GO): nucleolus
Molecular function (GO): nucleic acid binding
Source: RefSeq, a predicted model, not a curated record
AUGGGGCUCGCCGCUGCUAAGAACAAGCGGAAGCUCGGGCUUGAUCCGAACAACACCAAAUGGUCCCGCAACACGGAGUCAUUUGGCCAGAAGUUGCUGAGAGCUCACGGGUGGGAGCCCGGCCAGUACCUCGGGGCCAAGGAUGCGGCGCACGCCGAGUGGCACACCGAGGCCAAUUCGGGGCACAUCCGCGUCGUGCUCAAGGACGACAACCUCGGCCUUGGCGCGAAGCAGAACAACGGCGACCAGUGCACCGGCCUAGAUGCUUUCCAGCACCUGCUCGGGCGGCUCAACGGCAAGGCCGAAGACGUCUUGGAGUCGGAGCAGAAGGCGCGCGACGACAUGAAGCUCAGUCUCUACCUGCAGAAGAAGAUCGGUACGAUUCGCUUCGUACGGGGCGGCUUUCUCGUUGGCAACGAGCACAAGGACGUGCUCGAAGACGCCAAGGAUUUGCCUAAAGACGCCCCGGACGCCUCUAUCAAAUCGGAUGAAGAGAUAUUAACGGAACCGCCGGUGGAAGAGUCCUCUGAGGAAUCUGAGCCUUCUAAAAAGAAGUCCAAGAAAAGAAAGGCCGAGCCGGGCAGCGAUAGCGAGAACGCAGUCGCGGAGAAAAAGGCGAGCAACAAGGAGAAGAAGUUAAAGCGGCAAAAAACAGAAACCGAGGCAGAUACGGACAGCCAAACUCCUCAGGUGAAGAUAAAAGAGAAGAGGUCGAAGAGGUCGAAGACAGACGUCGACGUCGACGACGCUCCGUCGACAGCCAGUAGGAAGCAGCAGAAAGACGCGGUAUCGGCUUCUUCAGUCCUUCUGGGAGAUUCUGACUUGUCUACCUCGGAGAGCAAGAAGCGCCAAGAGAAAAAGCAAAGGAAGAAGGACAAGAAAGACCGAAAAGAGAAGAGGGCGAAGAGGCGACUGGAGAAAGCGGUCUCUCGGUCAGCAUCCGAGGCGGGAGACAGCAUAUCACGGGAAAGGAAGCGGAGGAAAGCUGAUAAAGCUGGGGACUCUCCUGCCCCUACCCCUCUUGACAGCGGUGUCUCGACGCCGGCUGAGAGCGGUUCCUCAACGGCAGUGUCUACCUCGGUUCGCUAUUUGUCGAGGCAGAGGUUCAUUGCCCAAAAGAGAAUGGCGUUUGCCGACCCGGCCGCACUUAAAGAGAUUUUCAUGAUAAAAUCGUAG